AUGGAAAACAUCAAGCACAGUUAUGUGGAGGUGAAGGGACUAAAGCUUCAUGUAGCUGAAAUUGGAUCUGGUGAAAAGGUUGUUGUUUUCUUACAUGGAUUUCCAGAAAUAUGGUAUACAUGGAGAAACCAAAUGAUUGCUGUUGCAAAUGCUGGAUAUCGGGCUAUUGCCUUUGAUUUUAGAGGCUAUGGACUUUCUGAUCAUCCACAAGAGCCAGAAAAAGCAUCUUCAUUGGACCUUGUUCAUGAAGUCAAGGAUCUUUUAGAUUCAUUGGAAAUCAACAAGGCUUUCAUUAUUGGUCAGGACUUUGGUGCCAUCAUAGCAUAUCUUGUAGCAGUUGUCUAUCCGGAAAAAGUAGCUUCUGUCAUAACUUUAGGCAUUCCUUUCAUCAAUCCUGGUGCUUCUGCUGUCAAAAACGAUCUUCUCCCAAAAGGCUUUUACAUUACUAGGUGGCAGGAGCCUGGAAGGGCAGAGGCAGAUUUUGGCCGAUUCGAUGUUAAGUCGGUUAUAAGGAACAUCUAUAUUCUGUUCUCUAAAAGUGAGGUGCCAGUAGCAGGUGAUGAUCAAGAAAUCAUGGACUUGUUUAACCCAUCAACUCCUCUCCCGCCGUGGUUCUCUGAGGAAGACUUGAACGUUUACGCAUCUUUAUACGAAAAAUCUGGCUUCAGAUUUGCCUUGCAGGUUCCAUACAGAUCUCUGACAGUGGAAAGUGGCCUAGUUGACCCUAAAGUCAAUGUCCCUGCAUUGCUGGUAAUGGGUGAGGAAGACUAUUGCUUCAAGUUUCCUGGCAUGGAAGAGUACAUCCGAAGUGGGGUGGUGAAACAUUUUGUGCCGGAUUUGGAAAUCACAUAUGUUCCAGAAGGAAGGCAUUUUUUGGGUGAACAAUUCCCAGAGAAAGUGAACAAGCUCAUCAUUGAGUUCCUGGACAAACAAAGCAUCUGA
This is a messenger RNA of Lathyrus sativus (Indian pea), 942 nucleotides long. Lineage: Eukaryota; Viridiplantae; Streptophyta; Magnoliopsida; Fabales; Fabaceae. The record is from the annotation of a GenBank genome assembly.